GUCAACGAGCGAGCUCAACCAGGAAGUUAUAGAAUCCUAGCUCAAAGAAGGGUUAUUUUCUCAUCGUUGAGCCGAAGAAACACAAAUAAAAUAGCGUUAAUUACAAAAGGUAACGUCGAGAAUAUGAAACUGUUGAUGUUUGAAAGUUCGCCCACUGUAGAUAAUUAGUAAAGUGCCUCUGAACAAGAGCAGAAUGGAUAUCUUCAACAUCAGUGGAGGCUCAUACACGGAAAAUCUCAUCGGGACUUUACUCUCUAUUUUUGGGAACGUGCUCGUUAGCAUCUCCUUAAGUAUUCAGAAAUACAGCCACGUGACAUUAGCUGGAGCGAAGGAUCCACGUGCCUUCUACUCCACUAAAACCUGGUGGUGUGGUUUUGUACUGACCUGUCUUGGGGAAGGGGCAAACUUUGUCUCUUAUGCCUACGCCCCACUCGCCCUCAUAGCACCUCUCAAUGCUGUGUCUGUUCUGACUAGCUCAAUUUUGGGUCUUAUUUUCCUGCGUGAAAAAUCUAAACCAAGUGACUUUGCAAAGCGCUAUGGGCUGUCCUUCCUGGGCUGUGUCAUAAUCAUAGGAGGAACAUACCUCUUUGUAGCCUUUGGACCAAACACUCAUGAAAAACUCCAAGCAGAGAACAUUGUGAGGCACCUCGUAGGAUGGCCUGUUCUCUUGUAUCUGCUCCUGGAGAUCAUCACGUUCUGCCUGCUUUUGUACUUCUACAAACGGCGUAACACUAACUAUGUCGUUAUUAUUCUGCUGCUGGUCGCCCUACUUGGCUCUGUCACAGUCAUCACAGUGAAGGCGGUGUCGGGCAUGUUGGUACUCACCGCCGAGGGCAACAUGCAGCUCGACUACCCCAUCUUCAGUGUCAUGCUUGUGUGCAUGGUGGCUUCAGUGGUCUUCCAAGCCAGAUUUCUCACCCAAGCCUGUAAGCUCUACGAUUCCUCUCUGAUUGCUAGUGUCAACUACAUCCUCUCCACCACCAUUGCUGUGGGAGCUGGAGCGGUGUUUUACUUAGAGUUUAUGAAAGAAGAUGUCCUUCACAUCUGCAUGUUUUCAUUGGGAACUGCGUUGUGUUUCUUGGGAGUCUUUCUCAUCACCAGAAACAGGAAAAAGCCCAAGACCUUUGAGCCGUAUGUCACUAUGGACAUGACUAAAGGUGUGCCGACUAUUCAUGACAAGGGCCUGAUGGUGCAACCAGAGUUUGGUGCUUCUUUCUCCUAUGGGGCUCUGGUCAACAACGAUGGAAUGGCUCCUGUGACUCUACCAGUCACCGACCUUGAACAAUCCCCUGACGGCCCUAACUCCACUCAUAUAUCUUAUGACCUUCCUGACCUGAAGAAAGAUUAGAACCAAAGAUUUCUUUUCGUUAUCUUUCUUUACUCAGUUAAACCAUAACCUGCAUUCAAGGACCUUGAAAAACCAAACGAGUCAUGGUUGGUCGUUUUCACACGUACAACAGACCAGCAAUUCUCCCAUAAGAAAGCGUCCACUGGGUGUUUAUCACUUUGCACUUCUCUCCAGUUACGUUUUUUAUAAGGGGGCAAGAUGUCUGCUGUAUUCAUUCCUAAAUGAAAAGAAGAAAGUUAAUGCUUGUGGAUGAAGACCGCAGAAAGGGGCUUACUGCCUCGCACUGUGACUUAGUUUGAUAUUUGCAGAUAAGACUCACUCUCACGACUGUUAAACAGGUUUGUUCUCAUUCACUCAUGUAUAUGGGAACAUGUAGUAUCUGUACUCCCUUUCAGGAUUUUAAGUUACUCCCUAACGUCCAGGAUCAAGUAACAUGAAGAUGUAGCUGCAGAUUUUUCAAACUUGCCAAUGAACAUUUGGAUUUUUAUUCUUUGCCUCUUCUACAAGUGGUUUUCACUCCACAGUGUCUUGUUCUCUGGGUUUAACUGUAGUUAGUGACUAAACAAUGGGUGCAAUUGUUUUUAUUUAUUGUAUUUAUUGAUUUUCAACUUUGUUCUCAAUGUGCCUUGAAAGGUAGCUUUACACUGGACACCGGUCAACUGCAGUAGGUCUAUUCCUGUCAAGAGUAAAUAUAAAUAAUAAAUAAGUUUGAACCUUU
Molecule: messenger RNA, 2066 nt
Organism: Solea senegalensis (Senegalese sole)
Lineage: Eukaryota; Metazoa; Chordata; Actinopteri; Pleuronectiformes; Soleidae
Gene: nipal3
Product: NIPA like domain containing 3
Exons: 11
Coding region: 194-1348 (384 amino acids)
Biological process (GO): magnesium ion transport
Cellular component (GO): membrane
Molecular function (GO): magnesium ion transmembrane transporter activity
Source: RefSeq, a predicted model, not a curated record